Messenger RNA from Mytilus trossulus (common blue mussel), 4601 nucleotides. Its product is annotated as zinc finger protein-like 1. Gene Ontology annotation, cellular component: Golgi apparatus. Bases 122 to 1093 code for a protein of 323 amino acids. NCBI's taxonomy places the organism in Eukaryota, Metazoa, Mollusca, Bivalvia, Mytilida, Mytilidae. The record is from RefSeq and is a predicted model, not a curated record. The transcript has 6 exons.
UCGACUGCAAGUCAAAAGAGAAAACGAACAGAUCCACGUCGUUUAGCUUCCGGCAAACAUUUCAGACAAGUUAGAAGAAAAUUCUGAUUAAUUUAGUAAAGAAAACAGAUUUGUGAUUGCCAUGGGGCUUUGCAAAUGCCCGAAGAAGAAAGUGACAAACUUGUUUUGUUUCGAACACAGAGUGAAUGUCUGUGAAAACUGCUUAGUCGCAAAUCAUCAAAAGUGUAUAAUAAAGUCGUAUCUACAAUGGUUACAAGACAGUGACUACACUCCUGUAUGUGUUCUGUGUGAUAAGAAUCUGUCUGAUGAAAGUUGUGGAGAAUGUGUAAGACUGACAUGUUAUGAUGUUUUUCACUGGUAUUGUUUAAACAAAUAUGCCCAACAGUUGCCAUCCAACACAGCACCAGCUGGUUACACUUGCCCGUGUUGUAAAGCUGGAAUAUUCCCUGCACAGAAUGUGGUGUCACCUGUAGCUGAACAACUGAAAGAGCAUCUGUCUAAAGUUAAUUGGGCUAGAUCUGGAUUAGGGUUACCUUUGAUAGAAGAAACAGAGGCUCCAGUGCAACCAAAGUUUGAAGAGACCAAGAUCACACAUGAUACUUUUGUAAAGAAAGAAUAUGCACAGACCACAUCCUCCAGUCCAAAAACAACACCCAAUCAUACACGUCCCAGUGCUCAUGUAGCGCCAACAGUCAAUUCAACACAUAGCGUUAUAAGUGUAGAUACUGGCACAUCAGUUAGAGGCUCUGAUAAAGCUUAUGGAGUAGUAGAUCCAAGAAAAGUCUUUGACACAACAAAAGAUGAUUAUUUAAAUCUAUCAAGUGACCACGAUGACAACAAAUACAGAAGAAGAUCAGCCAUGGAAUGGUUAAAGAAUUGGUUGAAAUCAAGGGAUGUUAAAGGAAAGAAGAAAGAUCCAGCAGCAGUGAGGAAGAAAUUCUUUUUAGUUUUAUUACUUGGACUUAUAGGUUUUAUAACUGUGAUUAUCAUAUUCCAUAGACUAGGCAGAGAGGGAUCAGACGAUGAUCCUUUGUUAGAUAUGAUGGCUAACCCAAACAUUAGAGUUAAUGAAAAUAGAGUGUUAGGAGACUAAAUUUGUUAUAAUUGAAUUAUUUAUAUGUUUUUUUGUUUUGGAACAUAGAUGCUAGGUGCAUAGACCCCCUGUUUUUGGUUACUACUGGCAGGGGCGGAUCCAGCCAUUUUAAAAAGGAGGGUUCCUAACCCAGGACAAAGGGGGGAGGGGGUCCAAUUACAUGACUCCAUUCAAAUGCAUUGAUUGUCCAAAAAAAGGGGGGUUCCAACCCCGGACCCCCCCCUCCUGAAUCCGCGUCUGACCGGUAUUUUUUUAAGUUUAUUUUUGUUUAAAUCUAUUUCACUUAUCUAAUGUGUUCUUGGGCUGACCCAUACAGUAUUAAAAGAAAAUUAAGAAGAGAGAGGCAAAAUAUAUUAUCUUUUGUAACUGUUAUGUCGUAUGGAUAAGAGUAAGAACAUAUUAAAAAAGGUCAAGUAAAAUUGUAAACUGAGUAAAGAAGAUUUAGUGAACAAAAAAUAAACAUCAGAAAAGGGGAGAUCCAUGCAUCAAGCACCUUUGAUUGGAUGUAACUUUUUGUUAUACAUGUUAACCUGUUAUAUUUGUGGUGCAUAUUUAUGGUAAUUUAUUAAGAUGCUUUGUUACUAGAUUAUGAUGGAGGUUGUACUUUCCACAAGGAUAUUCACACAGAAAAUGUAAUCAAAACUGGGAAUAUAAAUACAGUUUAUUAAAUAUAACUGCAAUUUUCAAGAUAUACAUCAGACUUUCAUUUUUCAUAUUCAAAUCAAAAGCAUGAUGUGUAUAUAGAGAUAGGAAAAGGGCAAGUCAAAGACUGGCUGAUUCGUUGCCUUGUGUUCUUUUAAAAGUAAAUAAAUUGCUGGAGGACCAUUUACUGCAUCCACAAGAAAAAUAUACAUGUAUGCUCUACAGAAGGUGAUUGAUCUGUGCUUAGAUCUAGAGCUUAACAGAAUCAACUUUAUGGUGAACUUUUUAGUUUAACAAAAUCUGCUUCACUGGGAACUGUGGAAAUUAAAAUAUUUAUAUUUUGGUGAAUUCAGAGCUAAAUAGUCUGUUUUUAGGACACAAACUGUUUAAAUGUAUAAGCAUAUAUAAUUGCAACUUUAAAUUGUAUCAUCAAUAGUAUUUAACAUUUAUUAUAUAUUGGUCACAUACUUUACAAAACAUUGCCUCAUGUUAUUUCAUUAUCACAUAAAUGAUUAUGGACAAAAAGCUUUCUGUCGUAAACAACUUAUCAUGACAGUUAGCGCAGACAAGAUGUUAUCAGUGGUUAUGUUGGCAAAUUUGUGGAAAUAAAAUUUUAAGUAGCUGAUGUUAAGAUUUCAAUUUAAUAGGGCAAAAAGUGUAGAUGUCUAAUAAAUGAAAAACAAAAGAUUUAGAUAUCAUUACUCAUGUUUGAAUAAAAGACUCACCAAUCGAGGAUUGAAAAUUGAUAGAUAACAUUUUACCUAUUAUCUUCUCAUUGCACUUUUGUUUUUUGUUUAAAUCUAAUUUUAAGAUAAAACAGUAUUUAAAAUAAUUGUUCAAAAAUUAGAGAGAUUUUUUAUACAAAAUCUACAUGUUAUUUGUGUUUAUCUGUACUUUUCAAGCCUUUCUAAUUUAAUCACAGCAGAAAUAAAAGUUAAGUAUAUGUUUUUUUCCUCUUUCAUUAUCGACUGAUAAUUGGUGUCAGACAAAGUGUUUAUCUAAAUAUUGAAGUUAUUUAAAUGAAUUUUUGUAGAGUGGUAGCUAUUUUCAAAAUUAUAUAACUGCAUGGCAUGUCAUGAUAAUAUCUGUUUUGUAGAUCAUUGUAGAAGAUAUUCCAUUCAUUUGCACAUAGCAAACAGAACAUUAAAUUAGUUUUUGGAGGAAAUUUCUAUGUGAGAGUAAGUUUAGUUUUUGGAGGAAAUUUCUAUGCGAGAGUCACAAGUCCAUAAAAAUUUGAUUUUGUCUAAAUUGUGGUCAUCAACUUUAUACUUAAUUUGGCCUGUUUAACAUUUUUAAUUUCAAGCUUCAGUGAUGAGUUUUUUUAAGACGAAACAUGCGCCUGGCACAAAUAUAAAAUUUUAAUCCUGCUAUCUAUGAUGAGUUUAGAUUUAUUUAUAACAACAUGCAUUGACAUUUUAUGAUUGGAAGAAUACAUGCAAUUCUCUAACUUUAAUAUUUCACCAUUUGUUUGAACUGAUACAACAAUAGUAGUGGCAAACUAUGCAUGGGGGCACAAUGGGGACCAAAGCUAAAUUGUAUAUAUAGUGCUUAUAAAACCGUUAUAAUAUUGACACAAUUCAUUUGCUAACAUUUCUCAAAAUCAUAAAAUAUCAUAAUUAUACAGUAUUAUACAAUCUGUUAUCACUUGAAAUACAUGUAAGCAUUAACAUAUAAAUAAUGAUUGGUAUUGAACUGGAGGAGAAAAACAAAAAAUAUUUUUAUGAAAUUUUUAAUUAAUUAUUUAUUCACAGGAAUAUUUGUCAUGUAACACUUGUGUGUUUAAGGUAAUCAUUUUCUUUGAUUCUUCUAAAAUUUUUGUGCAUACAUACAUACCCUUAACUUUUAUCAUGUUUUUAUUCCAGCAAUGUUUAAGUUUUAUUUUGACAAAAUUUCUUUUAACUGUACCUGAUAUGUAUCAACAAGUUGCCUUUAAAAAUAUAAUUUUAUGAUUUAUAUUCUCAUAAUGGAGAAGUAAGAUAAUGCCUCAUAGAAUUCUGAAGUUUAAAAAAGGUAAAAGUAUUACAUAUACCACACUAUUUACGAGUUAACAUAUUUAAAUGACGAAUCUGCAGGAUGAGUUCGUUUAAAUAUGUUAAUGAGUAAUAUGUGGUACAUACAUGUAUGUUUUGUAACAUCAUUUAAAAGUGACAGGGUGAUUUUUAUUCAAUAUAAAGCAGUGGGAGUGUUGUUCUAGCCCCCUGCUUAGCAUGUGCAAGAGAAAAUCAAUCCAGUCAUUUUUUUCAAACUUUAUAUUAAACCAUGGUUUUUCAGAAACUGAACUAUUAAGCAGAUUAUCACGUAAAAACUUCAAGGGAAAAAAGCCCUAUUAUGUUACAAUAUCUAACAAAUAACUUUCUUCAGAUGCUCUCUAGACUUUAAGUCUGUCAGAUAUGAGCAAUUCUAUUUAUGAAUUUUGCAGUACAUAUUUGCUCUAUGACUUCAGACUUCUUGCUUCAAACGAAAAUUGCAUCAACUGGCAUAAUAACCUAGUUUUGAGAGCUUGUCAUAGUAAAUUAUAAUAUUUCAAUUUUCAAUAUCAGCCAUGUUUUUUUCUUCAAAAAAGGUAUUUGGUGUAAAAGAUAUUUAAUACACAAUUGUUAAUGUGGAUCUUUUAUUUUGCCCAAUGACUAUAACUACGAACAUAAUCUCUUUAAAAUGUUCAUGAUUUCAGUGACAUCAAUACUGACAUCUGGAAAUUGACACAAUUUUGAAAGGAUACAUUGAAGAAUUUGUCUAUCUUACUUUUUAUGGGGGAGAAAUUAUGGUCACCAUGCCUUCUACUCGUUUUGAGUUACAUGUACUUCUUUUUUUUUUACAAUAUUUAAAUGCUUAUUGUUAUGAAUAAAGAUCUUUAUAAAUGUCUUAA